Molecule: messenger RNA, 837 nt
Organism: Caenorhabditis remanei
Lineage: Eukaryota; Metazoa; Nematoda; Chromadorea; Rhabditida; Rhabditidae
Exons: 3
Coding region: 1-837 (278 amino acids)
Source: RefSeq, a predicted model, not a curated record
AUGGCUUAUUGCUCUCCAACCGAUCAAUUAUCUUAUCUAGACACCCCAGAAUUCUACUAUAUUGCCUUGCACUUUUUGGGAUUUAUCGCAAUACCAUUGCAUUUAUUUGGAGCCUACUGUAUCAUGUUCAAGACUCCUUCAUCUAUGAGUUCAGUGAAACCCAGCAUGUUGAACUAUCAUUUUUGGACUUUCAUCGUGGACCUGGUAUUCAGUAUCCUAGUCUGUCCAUAUUUCAUAUUUCCAGUCUUCGGAAUCGUCCCGCUAGGAAUACUUCAACAACUAGGAAUCAGUGUACCCAUUCAAAUGUACAUAACUUUGACUGCUGCCGUUUUCUUGUUUUUCUCUGGUGUUCUAAUCUUAGAAAACCGAUAUGUGAUAAUUACAAAUUCAAAUAAAACAUGGAGACGUCUCAGAGUUCCAUGGCUUAUCGGAAUGGGUAUUUACGCAGUUUUGGUGUUUUUACCGGUUUAUUUGAACAUUCCUGAGGAUCAGAAAUCAGCGAAACAGGUGGCUUAUGAGAAACUCCCAUGUCUUCUGCCUGAAAUCCGUUCAGCUGCUUUGUUUAUUAUCGCCGAGGAUUUUCUAGUAACGUACUUUUCUGGAAUGGCCAUGCAACUCAUUGUCUUGAUGCACUCACUUAUAUUCACUGGAUACACUCAUUGGACACUGAAAAAGGAAUCAUCACGACUAUCCAAUAAGACACUGAAACUUCAGAAACAAUUUCUUAGAGCGGUUUAUAUACAAAUGGCUGUUCCAGUAUUCACCCUACAAGCGCCAUUAACUUUCAUUGGCAUCGACAAUUUGUUCAAGAACAGGUGUGAAGAAGUCGUCGAUUAG